Molecule: messenger RNA, 323 nt
Organism: Carya illinoinensis
Lineage: Eukaryota; Viridiplantae; Streptophyta; Magnoliopsida; Fagales; Juglandaceae
Product: signaling peptide TAXIMIN 2-like
Exons: 2
Coding region: 1-222 (73 amino acids)
Source: RefSeq, a predicted model, not a curated record
AUGGAAGAUUGCAGGCCAUUGGGUUUCUUGCUGGGACUGCCUUUUGCACUGGUGGCAUUGAUUUUGUCUGUUGUAGGUGCAGUUGUCUGGAUUUUUGGGUCUCUGCUGAGUUGCCUGUGCCCAUGUUGCAUCUGCUGUACUGCACUUGCUAAUGUGGCAGUGGGUCAUGUAAAGCUUCCUUUGAAGAUACUUCGAUGGUUCAUUUAUCAAAUCCCUUGUUAGCAGACUUAUUCACUAUGUGCGGGCUUGCUUACAUUCUCCCGAUACUGAUGAUCUAUGGUUGAUUUACCAUUUCUUAAUUUUUACAAUCUAUGGACGUAAGU